GGCGGGCAAGGAGAGGAGGCGCCCAUGCGCCGCUGGUGCCGCCGUCGCUGCUCUGGCCGCAGCUGCUGCGCGGAGGCAACAAAGGAAGGCAUGAAGGAGCCGGCGCGGCCUGGACUGGCUGACUGAUCCCUGAGGUCUUUAACUCUUCUUUGUAAGUGAUAACUUACAUUCAAAAGGGGGAGAAAAAUGGCAUUUGUUUCAACGCAAGGACCCACUGUGGUUGACCAAACCACUUUAAUGAAAAAAUACCUCCAGUUUGUGGCAGCUCUCACGGAUGUCAAUACACCUGAUGAAACAAAGCUGAAGAUGAUGCAAGAAGUCAGCGAAAACUUUGAGAAUGUGACGUCAUCCCAGCAGUAUUCCACAUUCCUGGAGCACAUCAUCCCUCGAUUCCUUACUUUUCUCCAGGACGGAGAGGUUCAAUUUCUGCAGGAAAAGCCAGCACAGCAACUGAGAAAAUUAGUUCUGGAAAUAAUCCAUAGAAUACCAACGAAUGAACAUCUUCGACCGCACACCAAAAAUAUCUUAUCUGUGAUGUUCAGAUUUCUAGAGACUGAAAAUGAAGAAAAUGUACUUAUUUGUUUGAGGAUAAUCAUUGAAUUGCACAAACAGUUCCGGCCACCAAUCACACAAGAGAUACAUCAUUUUUUGGAUUUUGUGAAACAGAUUUACAAGGAGCUUCCAAAAGUAGUGAAUCGAUACUUUGAGAAUCCUCAGGUUAUCCCCGACAACACUGUUCCUACUCCAGAAAUGGUUGGUAUGAUCACGACGAUCGUAGUGAAAGUAAAUCCAGAACGGGACGACAGCGAAACGAGAACGCAUUCGAUAAUUCCUCGAGGCUCUCUCUCCUUGAAGGUGUUAGCUGAGCUGCCCAUUAUUGUUGUCCUUAUGUAUCAGCUGUACAAACUCAACAUCCAUAACGUGGUGGCUGAAUUUGUACCCUUGAUCAUGAAUACAAUUAUUAUUCAGGUGUCCACACAAGCAAGGCAGCAUAAACUUUACAACAAGGAACUGUAUGCUGACUUCAUUGCUGCACAGAUAAAAACGUUGUCGUUCUUGGCCUACAUAAUAAGAAUUUAUCAGGAAUUGGUGGCCAAGUAUUCUCAGCAAAUGGUAAAAGGCAUGUUGCAGUUGCUGUCAAACUGUCCUGCAGAAACAGCUCACCUGAGAAAGGAGCUUCUCAUCGCAGCCAAGCAUAUUCUGACCACGGACCUGAGGAGCCAAUUUAUUCCGUGCAUGGACAAAUUGUUCGAUGAAUCCAUACUAAUAGGCUCUGGGUACACGGCCCGCGAAACCCUGAGGCCCCUUGCAUACAGCACUUUAGCGGAUCUGGUUCAUCAUGUCCGACAGCAUUUGCCGCUCAAUGACCUCUCCCUCGCUGUCCAGUUAUUUGCUAAGAAUAUUGAUGACGAAUCAUUGCCCAGCAGUAUCCAGACCAUGUCAUGCAAACUUCUGCUAAAUCUCGUGGACUGCAUUCGAUCCAAGAGUGAACAGGAAAAUGGAAAUGGCAGAGACAUCCUCAUGAGGAUGCUGGAGGUUUUCGUCCUUAAAUUCCACACUAUCGCCCGCUAUCAGCUCUCCGUGAUCUUUAAAAAAUGCAAGCCGCAGUCUGAACUUGGGGCAGGAGAAGCCGCUUUGCCCAGUGUGCCGGCUGGAGGAAAUGCCGCUCCGGUUCCUGUUCCAUCCCCUGCUCCCACCACUCCUGUGGCCCCUACCCCGGGGCCUGUCUUUGAGAAGCAAGGGGAGAAGGAGAAGGAAGAUAAGCAAACAUUCCAAGUCACGGACUGCCGAAGUUUGGUGAAAACCUUGGUCUGCGGUGUCAAGACGAUUACGUGGGGUAUCACUUCUUGCAAAGCUCCUGGUGAAGCUCAGUUCAUUCCCAAUAAGCAGCUGCAACCUAAAGAGACGCAGAUAUACAUCAAGCUGGUCAAAUAUGCAAUGCAAGCUUUGGAUAUUUAUCAGGUUCAAAUAGCUGGAAAUGGGCAGACGUACAUCCGAGUUGCAAAUUGCCAGACCGUCAGGAUGAAAGAGGAGAAGGAGGUCCUGGAGCAUUUUGCUGGCGUCUUCACAAUGAUGAACGCUCUGACUUUCAAAGAAAUCUUCCAGACGACAGUUCCGUACAUGGUUGAAAGAAUCUCCAAGAACUAUGCCCUUCAGAUUGUUGCCAAUUCUUUCUUGGCCAACCCAACUACCUCAGCUCUGUUUGCCACAAUCCUGGUGGAGUAUCUUUUGGAUCGGUUGCCUGAGAUGGGCUCCAACGUGGAGCUCUCCAACCUGUAUCUCAAACUUUUCAAGUUAGUCUUUGGCUCUGUUUCACUUUUUGCGGCAGAAAACGAACAGAUGCUUAAGCCACACCUCCACAAGAUUGUGAACAGCUCCAUGGAACUUGCACAGACAGCCAAGGAGCCCUACAACUAUUUCUUGCUGCUCAGAGCUCUCUUCCGAUCGAUUGGAGGAGGGAGCCACGAUCUCCUGUAUCAGGAAUUCUUGCCCUUGUUACCAAACCUACUGCAAGGACUUAACAUGCUGCAAAGCGGCCUGCAUAAGCAGCACAUGAAGGAUUUGUUUGUCGAGCUCUGCCUCACUGUGCCAGUCCGACUGAGCUCCCUCCUUCCUUAUUUGCCAAUGUUGAUGGAUCCCUUGGUGUCUGCCUUGAAUGGAUCCCAGACGCUGGUCAGCCAGGGCCUGCGGACUUUGGAACUGUGUGUGGAUAACCUACAGCCAGACUUCCUGUAUGAUCACAUUCAACCUGUGCGGGCAGAACUUAUGCAGGCUUUGUGGCGGACACUGCGCAAUCCAGCAGAGAACAUUUCCCACGUUGCUUAUCGUGUGCUUGGCAAAUUCGGUGGAAGCAACAGAAAAAUGCUGAAGGAGUCUCAGAAGUUGCAGUAUGUCGUGACGGAGAUUCAAGGCCCCAGUAUUACGGCGGAGUUCUCCGACUGCAAAGCAUCGAUCCAGCUCCCAAUGGAGAAGGCCAUCGAGACUGCCUUGGACUGCUUGAAGAGUGCGAACACAGAGCCAUACUACCGGAGGCAAGCCUGGGAGGUGAUCAAAUGCUUCUUGGUGGCCAUGAUGAGCCUGGAUGAUAACAAGCAUGCUUUGUAUCAGCUUCUUGCCCAUCCCAACUUUACUGAGAAGUCGAUUCCCAGCGUAAUCAUUUCCCAUCGGUACAAAGCCCAGGACACACCUGCCCGUAAGACGUUUGAGCAGGCGUUGACAGGGGCGUUCAUGUCGGCAGUGAUCAAAGACUUGCGUCCCAGCGCUCUUCCAUUUGUAGCCAGCUUAAUUCGGCAUUACACCAUGGUGGCAGUUGCCCAGCAGUGCGGUCCAUUCUUGCUUCAGUGUUACCAGGUUGGAAGCCAGCCCAGCACGGCCAUGUUCCACAGUGAAGAAAACGGAUCCAAAGGCAUGGAUCCCUUGGUGCUUAUUGAUGCCAUCGCCAUCUGCAUGGCGUACGAGGAGAAAGAGCUCUGCAAAAUUGGAGAGGUGGCGCUAGCCGUGAUAUUUGAUGUUGCCAGCAUCAUCCUGGGAUCGAAGGAAAGGGCUUGCCAGCUUCCCUUGUUCUCGUACAUCGUGGAGCGGCUGUGCGCUUGUUGCUAUGAACAAGCCUGGUACGCAAAGCUUGGGGGAGUGGUGUCCAUCAAAUUUCUCAUGGAGCGACUGCCUCUCAUUUGGGUUCUCCAGAAUCAACAGACUUUCCUCAAGGCGCUGCUGUUUGUCAUGAUGGACCUAACAGGAGAGGUUUCGAACGGAGCAGUUGCAAUGGCCAAAACCACCCUGGAGCAGCUCCUGAUCAGGUGCGCGACUCCUCUGAAAGAUGAAGAGAAAACAGAAGACAUCCUCUCGGCCCAGGAAAAGUCUUUCCAUCAUGUGACCCAUGACCUGGUGCGAGAGGUGACCUCUCCAAACUCCACUGUAAGGAAGCAAGCGAUGCACUCCUUGCAGGUGCUUGCCCAAGUCACGGGGAAAAGCGUCACUGUGAUCAUGGAGCCGCAUAAAGAGGUCCUCCAAGAUAUGGUUCCUCCGAAAAAGCACUUACUUAGGCAUCAACCCGCAAAUGCCCAGAUUGGUUUGAUGGAGGGGAACACAUUCUGCACCACACUUCAACCCAGACUUUUCACCAUGGAUCUAAAUGUUGUAGAACACAAAGUGUUCUAUACAGAGCUGUUGAAUUUAUGUGAGGCUGAAGACUGUGCUUUGAUGAAAUUGCCCUGCUACAAGAGCCUUCCCUCAUUGGUACCUCUUCGGAUUGCAGCGCUGAAUGCCUUAGCUGCCUGCAAUUAUUUGCCGCAGUCGAGAGAGAAAAUCAUUGCUGCGCUUUUCAAGGCACUUAACUCAACAAACAAUGAACUCCAGGAGGCAGGAGAGGCUUGCAUGAGAAAGUUUUUGGAAGGUGCUACAAUUGAAGUUGACCAGAUUCACACGCACAUGAGGCCUCUGCUUAUGAUGUUGGGUGAUUACCGAAGUUUGACGCUAAAUGUGGUGAACCGCCUGACUUCAGUGACCCGACUGUUCCCUAACUCCUUUAAUGACAAAUUCUGCGAUCAAAUGAUGCAACACCUGCGUAAAUGGAUGGAAGUGGUAGUUAUUACACACAAAGGAGGACAGAGGAGUGAUGGAAAUGAGAGUAUUUCCGAGUGCGGGAGAUGUUCCUUGUCUCCAUUCUGUCAGUUUGAGCCUGCCAUGGAAGGGGUAGAGGAAAUGAAGAUUUGCUCAGCAAUUAUAAACCUAUUUCAUCUGAUCCCAGCUGCUCCUCAGACACUCGUUAAACCCUUACUGGAAGUUGUGAUGAAAACAGAACGGGCUAUGUUGAUAGAGGCUGGCAGUCCGUUCAGGGAACCAUUAAUAAAGUUUCUGACGCGUCAUCCAUCACAGACGGUUGAGUUGUUCAUGAUGGAAGCAACCUUAAAUGAUCCACAGUGGAGCAGGAUGUUCAUGAGCUUUUUAAAACAUAAAGAUGCGAAGCCACUGCGGGAUGUUCUGGCAGCUAAUCCAAAUCGCUUCAUCACAUUAUUGAUACCCGUCGGUACUCAAGCAGCUGUUCGCCCUGGCUCUCCCAGCACCAGCACCAUGCGCCUUGAUCUCCAGUUUCAGGCUAUCAAGAUCAUAAGUAUUAUAGUGAAGAAUGAUGAGUGCUGGCUGGCGAACCAGCAUUCCUUAGUGAGCCAGCUCAGGCGAGUGUGGGUCAGCGAAGCCUUUCAGGAGAGGCACCGCAAGGAGAACAUGGCAGCCACAAACUGGAAGGAACCAAAGCUUCUGGCGUACUGCUUAUUGAAUUACUGCAAGCGAAAUUAUGGUGACAUAGAGCUGCUCUUCCAGCUUCUCCGGGCCUUUACCGGCCGUUUCCUCUGCAACAUGACUUUCUUAAAAGAAUACAUGGAGGAAGAGAUUCCCAAAAAUUACACCAUUGCCCAAAAACGGGCACUCUUCUUCCGCUUUGUUGACUUCAGUGAUCCCAACUUUGGAGAUGAGCUUAAAGCCAAGGUUCUGCAACACAUCCUGAAUCCGGCUUUCUUGCACAGCUUUGAAAAGGGAGAAGGUGAACAGCUUCUGGGGCCCCCCAACCCAGAAGGAGAUAACCCCGAAAGCAUCACCAGUGUAUUUAUAACAAAGGGUCAGGUACUUGAUCCAGAAAAGCAAGCUGACAUGCUCGAUUCGCUCAGGAUUUACCUCUUGCAGUUUGCCACUCUUCUCGUGGAGCAUGCGCCGCACCACAUUCACGACAACAACAAGAACCGGAACAGCAAGCUGCGGCGCCUCAUGACCUUUGCCUGGCCCUGCCUGCUCUCGAAGGCAUGCGUGGAUCCAGCCUGCAAAUACAGUGGACACUUGUUGCUAGCACACAUCAUCGCCAAGUUCGCCAUUCACAAGAAGAUAGUCUUACAGGUGUUUCACAGCCUCCUGAAGGCCCAUGCGAUGGAGGCACGAGCCAUUGUCCGGCAAGCCAUGGCUAUUCUGACGCCAGCAGUGCCUGCCCGGAUGGAAGAUGGCCACCAGAUGCUGACCCACUGGACAAGGAAAAUCAUAGUGGAAGAAGGUCACACCGUUCCCCAGCUGGUGCAUAUUUUGCAUUUAAUAGUCCAGCACUUCAAGGUUUACUAUCCGGUGAGGCACCAUUUAGUGCAGCACAUGGUGAGUGCCAUGCAGAGACUGGGCUUCACUCCCAGUGUUACUAUCGAGCAAAGGAAGCUGGCUGUGGACCUGGCAGAAGUGGUCAUCAAAUGGGAAUUGCAAAGAAUCAAAGAUCAGCAGCCGGAUUCCGAUAUGGAUCAGGGUUCCAGUAGCGAAGGAGCCAGUUCCGCCUCAUCUGCUGUGAAGAGGGGGCUUUCGGUCGAUUCAGGCCAAGAAGUGAAGCGGUUCAGGACUGCGACGGGGGCAAUAAGUGCAGUAUUCGGACGCAGCCAAUCGCUGCCUGGAGCUGAUGCGCUCCUUUCAAAGCCCAUUGACAAGCAACACACGGAUACGGUCAUCAACUUCCUCAUUAGAAUUGCUUGCCAGGUAAAUGACAACUCAAACACGGCUGGCUCUCCAGGAGAACUGCUCUCUCGACGUUGUGUCAACCUUCUGAAGACAGCUUUACGACCAGACAUGUGGCCGAAAUCAGAGCUCAAACUGCAGUGGUUUGAUAAGCUGCUAAUGACUGUGGAACAGCCCAACCAGGCCAACUUUGCCAACAUCUGUACUGGAUUGGAGGUUCUCAGCUUCCUCCUUACCGUACUCCAGUCUCCAGCUAUUCUGAGUAGCUUCAAACCUCUGCAGCGAGGGAUUGCCUCUUGCAUGACAUGUGGAAACACCAAAGUUCUAAGAGCUGUCCACAGCCUCCUUUCUCGCUUAAUGAGCAACUUUCCUACAGAACCAAUUAACUGUGGCGUAGGUACUUCAAGUGUUGCCUCAAAGUAUGAAGAACUGGAGUGUCUCUAUGCAGCUGUUGGGAAAGUUAUUUAUGAAGGACUUACUAAUUAUGAAAAAGCUACAAAUGCCAAUCCUUCUCAACUCUUUGGUACCUUAAUGAUUUUGAAGUCUGCAUGCAGCAACAAUCCCAGCUACAUAGACAGAUUGAUUUCAGUCUUCAUGCGAUCUCUCCAGAAGAUGGUGAGGGAACACUUAAACCAACAGUCCCAGGCAGGGGCAGCAGAAGCAAACACAGCUGGUACAAGUGAAUUGGUCAUGCUGAGCUUGGACUUGGUGAAAACCCGCCUUGCUGUGAUGAGCAUGGAAAUGAGGAAAAACUUCAUCCAAGCUAUUCUGACAUCCCUCAUUGAGAAGUCAAACGAUGCCAAAAUCCUCCGCGCUGUCGUCAAGAUUGUGGAAGAAUGGGUGAAGAACAACUCUCCAAUGGCUGCCAACCAGACACCUACGCUCCGAGAGAAGUCCAUUUUGCUAGUAAAAAUGAUGACCUACAUUGAAAAACGUUUUCCAGAAGACCUUGAAUUAAAUGCCCAGUUUUUAGACCUUGUUAACUAUGUCUAUAGGGAUGAAAACCUUUCGGGCAGCGAGCUUACUGCUAAACUUGAACCAGCCUUCCUUUCGGGACUCCGCUGUGCUCAGCCGCUCAUCAGAGCCAAAUUUUUCGAGGUUUUUGACAACUCCAUGAAGCGCCGUGUCUAUGAGCGCCUGCUUUAUAUCACCUGUUCUCAAAACUGGGAAGCCAUGGGAAGCCACUUUUGGAUCAAGCAGUGUAUUGAGCUCUUGCUGGCUGUAUGCGAAAGAAACACCACAAUCGGGACCAGCUGCCAAGGUGCCAUGCUGCCAUCCAUCACAAAUGUCAUCAACCUAGCUGACAGCCACGACCGGGCAGCAUUUGCUAUGGUGACCCACGUCAAGCAGGAGCCUCGUGAAAGAGAAAACAGUGAAUCUAAGGAAGAGGAUGUGGAGAUAGACAUUGAGUUGGCUCCAGGUGAUCAGACUAGCACACCCAAAACCAAAGAGCUUUCUGAAAAGGACAUCGGCAACCAGUUGCACAUGCUAACCAACCGGCACGAUAAAUUUCUCGACUCUCUUCGAGAAGUGAAGACUGGAGCCCUGCUAAGUGCCUUUGUGCAGCUGUGCCAUAUUUCGACGCCCUUAGCUGAAAGGACCUGGAUCCAGCUGUUCUCCAGAUUGUGGAAAAUCCUAUCGGAUAGACAGCAACAUGCCCUUGCAGGAGAAAUCAGCCCGUUCUUGUGUAGCGGGAGCCAUCAAGUGCAGCGGGACUGCCAGCCUAGUGCGCUGAACUGUUUCGUGGAGGCCAUGUCUCAGUGUGUCCCUCCCAUUCCAAUCAGGCCCUGUGUGCUGAAGUACCUGGGCAAAACACACAACCUCUGGUUCCGUUCGACUCUGAUGCUGGAGCACCAAGCCUUUGAGAAAGGACUCAGUCUCCAGAUUAAGCCUAAGCACUGCACUGAGUUUUAUGAGCAGGAAAGCAUAACUCCGCCUCAACAGGAAAUACUCGAUUCUCUUGCGGAGCUGUACUGUCUUUUACAAGAGGAGGACAUGUGGGCUGGACUGUGGCAGAAACGCUGUAAAUUUCCGGAGACAGCAACUGCUAUUGCUUACGAGCAACACGGCUUCUUUGAGCAGGCCCAGGAAACCUAUGAGAAAGCAAUGGAGAAAGCGAAGAAAGAACAUGAAAGAAGCAAUGCUUCCCCUGCCAUUUUCCCAGAGUAUCAGCUCUGGGAGGACCACUGGAUUCGGUGCUCCAAAGAGUUGAACCAGUGGGAAGCUCUGACAGAGUACGGCCAAUCGAAGGGUCAUAUAAACCCCUACCUAGUCUUGGAAUGUGCGUGGCGCAUCUCAAACUGGACCGCCAUGAAGGAGGCGCUGGUGCAGGUGGAGUUGAGUUGCCCCAAAGAGAUGGCAUGGAAAGUCAACAUGUACCGUGGAUACCUGGCAAUCUGCCAUCCCGAGGAGCAACAGCUCAACUACAUAGAGCGUCUGGUUGAAAUGGCCAGCGGCUUGGCUAUCCGGGAAUGGCGAAGACUUCCUCAGGUGGUUUCCCACGUUCACACGCCCCUUCUUCAGGCAGCACAGCAAAUAAUUGAACUUCAGGAAGCAGCCCAAAUAAAUGCAGGGUUACAGCCGGCCAAUCUUGGGAGGAAUAACAGCCUGCAUGACAUGAAGACUGUUGUGAAAACUUGGAGGAACAGGUUACCAAUUGUGUCGGAUGACUUGUCCCACUGGAGCAGCAUUUUCAUGUGGAGGCAACAUCAUUACCAAGCCAUCGUCAGUGCAUAUGAGAACAGCACUCAGCACGAUCCUAGCUCCAAUAACGCCAUGCUGGGUGUCCACGCUUCGGCCUCUGCCAUUAUCCAGUAUGGGAAGAUCGCUCGGAAGCAAGGGCUGGUCAACGUGGCUCUGGACAUCCUGAGUCGCAUUCACACUAUUCCGACGGUGCCAAUUGUGGAUUGCUUCCAGAAGAUCCGACAGCAAGUCAAAUGCUACCUCCAGCUGGCUGGAGUCAUGGGCAAAAACGAGUGCAUGCAGGGCCUUGAGGUUAUUGAAUCAACAAAUCUGAAGUAUUUUACCAAGGAGAUGACUGCAGAGUUCUACGCGCUGAAGGGGAUGUUUUUGGCUCAGAUUAACAAGUCCGAGGAAGCAAACAAAGCCUUCUCUGCAGCUGUGCAGAUGCACGACGUUCUAGUGAAGGCCUGGGCGAUGUGGGGAGACUACUUGGAAAAUAUAUUUGUGAAGGAGCGUCAGCUGCAUCUCGGGGUCUCAGCCAUCACUUGCUACCUGCAUGCCUGUCGCCAUCAGAAUGAGAGCAAGUCCAGGAAGUAUUUAGCAAAGGUCCUUUGGCUACUGAGCUUUGAUGACGACAAGAACACGCUAGCAGAUGCUGUUGACAAGUACUGCAUUGGAGUCCCCCCUAUCCAAUGGCUGGCUUGGAUUCCCCAGCUGUUAACCUGUCUGGUUGGGUCAGAAGGGAAACUUCUGUUGAACCUUAUUAGUCAGGUUGGGCGAGUCUAUCCCCAGGCAGUCUACUUUCCUAUUCGGACCCUCUACUUGACACUGAAGAUAGAACAGCGGGAGCGCUACAAAAGUGAUUCCGGACAGCAGCAGCCAAGUUCAGUUGGAAACCAAUCCCAUUCGGCUUCGGACCCCGGGCCAAUCAGAGCCACAGCUCCCAUGUGGCGUUGCAGCCGAAUUAUGCACAUGCAGAGGGAAUUGCACCCCACCCUCCUCUCCUCUCUGGAAGGGAUUGUGGAUCAGAUGGUCUGGUUCAGAGAAAACUGGCACGAAGAGGUCCUCCGACAGCUUCAGCAAGGCCUGGCAAAGUGCUACUCUGUCGCCUUUGAGAAGAGCGGAGCGGUUUCAGAUGCCAAAAUCACCCCCCACACGCUGAAUUUUGUCAAGAAGUUGGUCAGCACUUUUGGUGUCGGUCUGGAGAACGUCUCCAAUGUCUCCACCAUGUUUUCCAGUGCUGCUUCGGAGUCGCUAGCGAGGAGAGCCCAGGCGACGGCUCAAGACCCUGUCUUCCAGAAACUGAAAGGGCAGUUCACAACAGAUUUCGACUUCAGCGUGCCAGGCUCCAUGAAGCUCCACAAUCUUAUUUCUAAGCUGAAGAAAUGGAUCAAAAUUCUCGAGGCAAAAACGAAACAGCUUCCCAAGUUCUUCCUCAUAGAGGAAAAGUGCCGGUUCCUGAGCAACUUCUCAGCCCAAACAGCCGAAGUGGAAAUUCCUGGAGAGUUCCUUAUGCCAAAGCCGACGCAUUAUUACAUCAAGAUUGCACGGUUUAUGCCCAGAGUGGAGAUUGUACAAAAGCAUAACACUGCAGCCAGAAGACUCUAUAUCCGAGGCCAUAAUGGAAAGAUUUACCCAUAUCUCGUAAUGAACGACGCUUGCCUGACAGAGUCACGCAGAGAGGAACGAGUAUUACAGCUCCUUCGCCUCCUCAACCCCUGUUUGGAGAAGAGGAAAGAAACCACAAAGAGGCAUCUCUUUUUCACAGUCCCCCGAGUCGUGGCAGUCUCUCCACAGAUGCGCCUGGUCGAAGACAAUCCUUCAUCUCUCUCUCUCGUGGAGAUCUACAAGCAGCGCUGCGCCAAGAAGGGGAUUGAGCACGACAGCCCGAUUUCUCGCUACUAUGACAGACUGGCAACCGUCCAAGCGCGAGGGACCCAGGCCAGCCACCAGGUUCUCCGUGAUAUUCUGAAAGAGGUGCAGGGCAACAUGGUUCCGCGGAGCAUGCUGAAAGAGUGGGCUUUGCACACCUUCCCAAACGCCACCGAUUACUGGACCUUCCGGAAGAUGUUCACCAUCCAGCUGGCACUGAUCGGGUUUGCAGAAUUUGUCUUCCAUUUGAACAGACUUAACCCUGAGAUGCUGCAGAUUGCUCAGGAUACUGGCAAACUGAAUGUGGCAUACUUCCGUUUUGAUAUCAAUGAUGCUACCGGGGAUCUUGAUGCCAACCGCCCCGUCCCAUUCCGACUCACACCAAACAUUUCUGAGUUCCUCACUACUAUUGGCGUUUCUGGUCCACUCACUGCAUCUAUGAUUGCAGUUGCUCGCUGUUUCGCACAACCAAACUUUAAGGUUGAUGGGAUCCUGAAGACUGUGCUGCGGGACGAAAUAAUUGCUUGGCACAAGAAGACCCAAGAGGAUACUUCCUCCCCGCUCUCGGCAGCAGGGCAGCCGGAGAACAUGGACAGCCAGCAGCUGGUUUCGCUGGUUCAGAAAGCCGUGACCGCCAUCAUGACGCGUCUGCACAACCUGGCUCAGUUCGAAGGCGGGGAGAGCAAAGUCAACACCCUGGUUGCUGCGGCAAACAGCCUGGACAACCUCUGCCGCAUGGAUCCCGCCUGGCACCCCUGGCUCUGACUCGGCAUCGUGGAGUUCUUGUGGCCUGCAGUUGCGCUGCCGAGAAGGGUGGGGAAAUGCGAACACUUCUUUGUGAACCAUGCCUUGCCUUGCCGCUGCAUCUCCACCCGUCCUGACCCCGCCUUUUCAUCAGUCUUCGGUGUGAUCAUGUUUACAGAAGUACUGCCGCCUCUUCGCUCCUCGAAGUCACUUUUGCAUGCUUAUUGUCCAAGGAUCGCUCCUUUGAAGUGGCUCGGGGAGAGGAGACUCGGAACAGCGCAGUGAGAACCAUCUCUUGCUCCGUGCUGCCGCGAGGAUGUGCUUGUGGCUUGGAAGCUGCAGGCCUGCUCGUUCAAACUUUUUUGUUUUAUUUCAAGAACGCUUUUAAGGAAUUCGUAUCCCCACGUUGUGGGUCUUCCUGCGUGACGUUCCUGUUUUUCAUUUUAUAAAAAAGUGUUUUCUUCGUUGUUUACCUUCCGAUUGGUGCAAAUACUGCUGGAAUGAAUGCCAUUUUAAUCCAGUCAGAAAUAUGUGUGCAUCGCAGUGGGUUUGUACAGUGGUUUUGUAACAAAAUGUAUAGAGAAGGGGAGGGGAAUUGCUCUUUUGGGGUCACUACGGAGUGAGAAAUGAUGAAAUUGUGCUAGUUUUCUCCCUUACUGUUGCAGUGCAUUGUACAGAUGGACCCAUUUCUGAAACCUAGUUUAGAGGCUCACUUCUGUGUAGGAGGAGCACUGUACAAGUGAAUUCGUCAUCCAUUAAGUUGCAUAUUUUGAUGGAACCAGUGCAACACAAGUCAGAAAGUAUAUGAUAAGCUGGUUAUUUCCUGAGCUUUGCCAUCUUUAAGUGUGUAUCAUUAAGUAGCUUCUCGAGAAAAUGUUUUUAGUUUUUACCUUUGUAAUUUAAAAGAAAGGGGGAGGGAGAGAAAAUGGCUUUUAUUUGGGUCCAUGUUAGCAUUUUUUAUAAAACUUGCAGUGUUGAAAAUGUUACAGUUCAAAUUUGUACAGAGCGAACUUUUUCAAAAUAAAUAUUUUCUAAAAUGCUUUAA
Molecule: messenger RNA, 12820 nt
Organism: Lacerta agilis (Sand lizard)
Lineage: Eukaryota; Metazoa; Chordata; Lepidosauria; Squamata; Lacertidae
Gene: TRRAP
Product: transformation/transcription domain associated protein
Exons: 73
Coding region: 187-11796 (3869 amino acids)
Biological process (GO): regulation of DNA-templated transcription; DNA repair
Cellular component (GO): NuA4 histone acetyltransferase complex; nucleus; SAGA complex
Molecular function (GO): protein binding; transcription coregulator activity
Source: RefSeq, a predicted model, not a curated record